AUGGCCUCACAAGCACCCCCAGAGCUACCAGCUCCAUUGUCCGGGCUAGUGAAAUACAUCCACGAGCAUCCUGAGCUCCCUGUUUCCCAGAUUCUUGGCCCAUACCAUAAAUAUGAAGCCUACUUUCGGGCCCUUUUCGCCCAAGAUGGCCAGAAUCCGAUCCUGGACAACCCAUACAUUAACAUCCUGCUACUCUUCACGGAAGUCACCGGACUCGUCACUACACGGGCAAGGAACCUGGCUUUAGAGACAGCAGAGGAAAGGUCUCGAUACAUCAUGCCAUUGCCCGAUGAAAAGCGCCGCAAAGAUGGUUCGCCAGCCAUCGUUGCCAGUCUCGCCGAGUUUCAGAGGAAUUUCAGUAUUUUCUCCGAGGCAUCAUUGGCCGAAAUGGACUGGAGCAACGUGGUUGCGGCAGGCUCAUCCGUUUUCCACGAGGUAUUCUGCCCAGCUUCCGAUGUAGAUCUCUUUUUGUAUGGCUUAACGGAGGAGGAGGCUAUUGAAAAAAUCAAAGCCAUUGAAGAAGCUGUCCGUGAUACCCUACUCAAAGACGUAACUGUCGUGCGAACCAAAUACGCCAUCACGAUUGCGAGUCAUUAUCCAACUCGCCAUAUUCAGAUCGUGUUAAGAGUAUACAAAUCCAUCAGUGAGAUUUUGACCGGCUUUGAUAUUGACGCUGCCGGAGGCGCUUAUGAUGGCAAGCAGGUCUACGUGACCCCACGUGCCCUCGCAAGCUUUAUUACUCAAGUAAACCAUAUCGAUCUCACGCGCCGGAGUCCUUCAUAUGAGACACGCUUGGCCAAGUACUCGAAUCGAAGCUUUGAGGUCUACUGGUCUGACCUGGAUCGCUCGCGUAUCGACCCUACCAUCUAUGAGAGGAGCUUCAAGCGCACAGUCGGUCUCGCACGUCUCCUUGUGCUGGAAAGCCUUCCGACGGAAUCUGCUAGGCAUACAUAUAAAAAUGAAAGAAGACGAGAACGCGGCAGACCUGAAUUGAGUUAUCCCCAUUUGAAUUGGAGGGAUAGGGGCAAUAUGAAGCAAGAUCAUGAGAACGAGGUGGCUGACUGGUUUCCGUCGGAAGAAGUGAGCAACUAUCACACGUUUAGCAUUCCGUACGGCCGCCGUUUCACUGCCAAGGCUAUCGAAAGGCUCUUCUAUUCACAUGAUAUGCUGCUCAAUGCAGAAUGGAAUCAAAAGUCAGAGGAACGGAAGGUGUACCUUCAUCGGCAUCCUGUAUUUUUCGGUCGUGUCGAGGAUGUCAUUCAAGACUGCUGCGGUUGCUGCCCCGUACCAAACACGGUAGAAGAACAAGAGAUGGCAGAAAAUGAAGCAAAGAUGUAUAUUUCAGGGAAAGUAUCAUUCCUUACUGACGACCCAGGUCGGCAGGCAAUUGGCUCGUUCAAUCCGUUGACCGAACAAGAUUGGACUGAGAUGGCGUAUAUCGGCAACACAGCUAGACUUUUCCAGUCAAUCAUUGACGGGGAUAUACAGAGCAUCCAUAUUUGGCUUGGCCAAGACGGUUUCGAUGUCAACAGGAGAGACCACACCGGACGGGCUCCUCUGCAUUUCGCCGUCAACGUAUCUACGGCAGAGAUUGUGCAAUGCCUUGUAGAUCACGGAGCCCGCUUGACAGCUCGAUUGGCUGACGGAAGAACUGCUUUACAUCUUGCAGCUGCUCGCGGUAGAGUGGACAUGAUAAAAGUUCUCAUGGAAAAGAGCCUCGAGAAUGAAGAAAUCGGCCAAGAUCGCAAAAAGUUCAAACGGCGGAAGAUAGAGAUAGCUGAUCAAGAGGUGCGUGAGGACACUUCUGAAGGUGAAAUGCAUAACACCAGAGGUGACCUUGAUAUGGAGCAAGACGAAGAUGGUUCAGAUGCUGUGGUAGUGGGUGAAGGAGAGAAUGAAACCGAAAUGAAAGAAGCCUCCGAAACGGGACCGGACUUUUACGACAUCGAUAUACCUGCUUGGGAUAUCCCCUGUUCUCCGCUUCAUCUUGCUGUGUCUGGUGGCCAUGAAGAUGCAGUUAGGACGCUGUGCGAUUAUGGAGCCGACCCUCUUCUUCUAGUUCAGUUCCGGCUAAAUAGACUGAACAGAGAUGUUAUCUUGACCCUAGCUUUGGCCUUGAAGCUUCCUAUUGAGAAGGCAAAGUCAAUGAUAAGAUUGCUCAUUGAACUUGGCGCUCUCUCUUCCCAGACCGACACUGAUGGUAUCACGGCCUUCCAUCAUUUCGUUGCUAGCAACUCGGGAGAUCUUCUCGAUGUCUUGGUAGCAUGUGAUCGGCCAAAUGUCACUAGAGCCCUAAAACAUAUUUAUAUUCCUGAUAGACGAGCUAUUUCAGUUCUUCACACGGCUAUCGAUCAUGAUGAUCCAAAUCUUCUCCUAACGCUUCUGAACAUAGGGGUUAAGCCGGAUAUAAGCUUCGACAUGUGGCUUCGAGCUGUCAAACUCUCUCCCAUGAAACAAGACUUGGGAACUAUGCGGGAAAAUAAGCGACUCUACAGAACUACCAUACAGCCUCUCCUUUACGCUGUUCAGGUGAAGAACUACCAGGCCGCUACUCAACUCCUUGAAUUCGGUGCAGAUCCCAACUCUAUGACCCCUGAUUCGUAUAGUCUUCUACAAGGAGAUGCGGUCUAUGAUUUAGAGACCGGAUCUACUGUACUUGACGUCCUGGAUGCAAAACUCCUCAAGAUAGAGGGCAGUUUAGACAGUUUUAAGCGGAAUCAGGGAAGCCUCGCGUCCCCCAAUCCGCCUCGUACGGACGAAUUCCUCGAGCAGUUUCCGUCAGGUUCCUAUCAGCACUUCUAUCAGAGACAGGUGCUUGAAAGACAAAAAUGGCGGUUUGAGAGUGACUUAGGAGAUCAAAGGGACAAGCAAGAAAUGGCAGUGGAUCAGGUUCCUCCUAAUCCAGAAAUCCAGCGCCUUGAGAAACUAGCCUCAGGGCUCAAUUAUCUGAAAGAAAAACUUGUGUCUCGGGGCGGACAGACCUUCAAAGAUCUCCACACCGAUUUCAAGGAAUACCGCACGGGAAGAAGAGGUUUUCGGCUAAACAGCCCUUCACCCUCGGGUAGACCUUCCUCUGUUGAGAGCGGGAAGAUAUGCUUCCGUGGGGAUAAGAACUUUUCUUCUUCUCAAGAGGACGAAUACAUUGAGCUGAUGGAGGCUGCUUGGGAUGGAGAUCUGGAUAAGAUCAAAUCACUGACCCUUCGAACUGACCCUGACGAUGAUCGGCCCCGGCUGCUCAUCAGUAUUGAAGAUGACGAACACAAUUGUCCCUUCUCUUUGGCUUUCUUCCGCGGCCAUCAUGAAGUUGCCGCCGCUAUCUUGGAUAUUGUAAGAAGUCAGUGGGCGCCUAAAGAAGAUUCAAACCAAAUAUCCCGAAGACCUCAACUUCGUCGGAGAACAAGAAGUCCAAGCUGCAGGGGAAGUAGUUCCCCUGGUCGCAGCGAGAUGGAGCUAGACUCAGGAGAUGAUGUAUCUCAACUAGGGCCUAUUAUAUUGAGCGAAGAUGAAGACAAUGUGUCUGUUAAUGAAGAUCUGGACCGGGAACCAGAGCUAAGCACGUCAGACAAGACGCCUAUGCGCAUUCUUCGACAAGAAUGGCAAACGCUACACAUACUGGAUACAAAAUGGGAACCUGGGGCUCGACGGACGUUGUUCGAAUCCUCCGUCUGGCGAGACGAUGUGGCCGGGCUUGAAUUUCUGAUUAAACUUGCCCGGUAUUGGACAAGUCAAAAGUUGCCAGACGAUCCUGUCGAAGAACUGGUUCUUUAUCGUGAUGAUACAGAUAAGAAGGAGCAGGAUGGAAUAUUCACGCUCUCCGAGGCCGAGUUUCAAACAGUCCUGAAUCAAGGAAACCCCGAGAUUGUGCAUCUUGUUAUGAGAGAGAUAGGGGCCGGCCUUACUGUAGAGGACUGGGCCAAUAUUGUAGCACCAGGAGAUCGACGGAGACCAAGAGGCCGACGUCUCGACCAUUCCAAGAAGGAUCCUCAUACGAACGAUGUAGGGGUUGCCCCAGUCAUUUAUGCUGUGCGGUCUGGGCAGGUUGAAAUCGUGAAGCUUUUCCUCAGCGAGACUCCUCUGCAAUUGUAUGCCGAGUUUGCCCGAUCCGAUGCUGCAAGCGAUAAUCCCAAAAUCUUGCACCUUCUUCAAAGUAAAGCAGGAUUUGAUUUGACCGCCUCAGAAUGGCUUGGAGCGAGCAAUCAUCUUCUUCUUCAUCAUGCCUUGUUAACUCCGACCCUCCAACAGGCAGAAGAGGUCUUGAAAUAUCUGAUCCAACGGUUCCCAGAUGCAGUGGAAAGUCGAGAUUCCACAGGACAUACGCCCUUGUUGAUUGCUGCACGGAUCGGUCGGAUUUCGCUAGUUGAGAUCUUAAUCCGGGAUGGCCAUGCCGACCAAACAGUUUGCAAUUCUAAAGGAGAAAACAUUCUGCAUCUAGCACUUGAGGGACCUGUCGAGUCACGUCGAUUCUGCGAGUUGACGAAGAUCAUUGAUGCUGGGCUACUCGGCGAUCUCUUUCGUCAGCGAAAAAAGCUGUGGGCAAACGGCACCGUUCCUCUACACUCCUGGAUUGCUCAUAUUUGCGGAUAUCCUAGUCGGGAUGACGAUACUGAUAUCUUCUCCGUGUACGGCACCUACACCCCUUUGAGGGACAGGCCAGCAGAUUUGGUAUCACUCCUGCAAACCCUGCUCGAGUUCUCUAAUGAUAAAGCUCUUGAGUCUUUCAAUGAUGUCGGUGAUACCUGUCUCCAUACUGCCAUCAAAUCUCGUCAAUUGGCUAUUGUUAGGGGUCUCAUCCAGUACAACCCAGGUCUGGUUUGUCGCGAAAAUGCCAUGGGACAAACACCUCUGGAGCUCGCGAAUGAGCUGGUAAUUAGAGCCACCAUUAAGCCUCCCAAGCCCUUGAUGCUCAAGGCAGAUUAUGAUUAUGAGGAUAGAUACAUAAUAGGCAGGACCUGGUGGACUGACCCUGUUCCCGGAACAAAAGUCAAGCCUCCCCCAGCUCAGCAUAUGCCUAACACCUCCAUAGAGGAAAGGCUAGCAAAACUUGGGCUUUCGGAUGAUUAUAGCGAGUCUGUGGUGUCAGAAACGUUUUAUCGCGCGGGUCUUUGCGGUAACGAAAGGAUGGAAACCUCAUCCGAUAUGAAUGCAAUACUCGCAAAGAAGAUUACUCUGGACUUUUGCAAGACCUCUGUCCAAAAGAAUCCGGGGUUAUCGCGUGUCCUGGCAUCCGUAGUCGCGGCUAAUGAUGUUGCACGCAGAGUAGCCGAGUUGAAUUCCUCAUCAAGGGACACGGAUGAGGAGCAUACCAGCAUGGCUGAUGCGAAAUUGCAUCGAGAUAUUGAUUUAUGGGACGAUCCCGACGGUGAAGACGAAUAUGACGAGGAUUGCAUAGUAGUUCCCCAUUUGCGAGAGAGAUUGCGUUCCAGAGGGCGGAUGGCAUCAAGCCAAUCUGACUCUCAACUAUGUAACGUUCCUGGUAUUGGCCAUUGGUCCUUGUCAAGCGUAUCGGAAGAUUUGUAUAACAUGGGAAAGCUUGAGGAUAUGGAGAUAGACGAGGAGGACAAUCUUCACAUUGGUUAUGAGGAUGGUCUUCGUUUCGAUCUUCCCCCGUUUCUCCAGCCUUUUCCAGCAAACAUAAGUGCGGGAGAUUUCCAAUAUCUUCAAUUGAAGGGGGUGUUAGCCUUGCCGCCACUCACAGUGCAAGAUGCCUUUAUCGACGCAUACAUAAAGCAUGUCCAGCCUCGGUUUCAUCUGAUCAGUAUCACUGAUUUGUACCGAAUGGUAAAUCAUCGCAACGAGACAGGCCCAGCGCUCAGCCUGCUCCUAUAUCAUGCCGUAUUAUAUGCUGCUGCUGCAUUUGUUGACUUGCAUUUCAUUCAAAAUGCGGGAUACGCAUCGCGUCGAGUGGCGAGAAAACAUCUAUAUGAUAAGACUCGAUUGCUGUAUAAUUUUGGCUAUGAGAAGGACCAUCUAGUCGUGGUACAGUCCUUAUUACUACUGGCUGGCUGGUAUCAGACGCCGAGUGAGCAUAAGGACAGCUGGCAUUGGGUCGGUCUGGCUAUAAGCACAGCACAGAGCAUUGGAUUGGAUAAAAAUCAAACCGAGCAAAUGGAGACAUCUAUCGCUCGAACAAACUUGGGGAGGCGAGUCUGGUGGUCAUGCUUGAUGCAUGGUCGCCUCAUUGCACUCGGUCUUCGUUACCCUUCAAGGUUAAAAGAAGAGGAUUACAACGUCGAUAUGCUCCAUGAGACUGAUUUUGACAUCGAUGGUUUGGUCGAGCACGGCACCGCUCGCAGUAGCUUCCUUGCUCAAUAUAUUAAGCAACUUCCCCAGUUGGCUUCUAUAUGUAUAGCGAGGGCUAAAUUGUGCGUGCUCAUCGGGGAAGUUCUCUAUGAGCAAUAUUUUAUUCUUCCUUGCCAUGACCGUGCCCCCGACACCACAAAACGGUCUAUACUCUUAUCACCGAGAAAGAAAUUCGAUAAUUUCGACUCCGCAGGUCUGAUUUAUUUGGACUUAUGCAACUGGAAGAGAGAACUACCUUACAGUUGCUACUCGAAUGGGCAGCUUAAACCGGCCGCUGGCGCUGAAAAGACUCCGGCUUCGUUGCAGGGAAUCCUGCUCCAAAUGGAGUUUUACACUGCAGUAUCCGCUCUCUUCCGACCUUACAUUACUCAAACUUUUGACAACAACACCAACCUGUCAAUGCAGGAUCAGAAAUCAUGUGGCAACCGCGUGCGGGAUGCGGCCACGGAGGUCACCAAAUUGUUGACCGAUUUAGAACGAUCGGACUUAUACAGGUACAUGCCCAGCACCGGGGUCUCUAUUACCUUUUCAGCAGCCGUUGUUCACCUUGCAGAUGUGGUAGGACCCCCUUCAUUCAACCAUGGAAAAGCGCUGGCCUGCUUCCAGCUUUGCAUGGCCGUCCUCGAUCACCUUCGGGAAAUCUACGCGGAGGCUGAUUACGCCAGCAACUACCUCAGCAACAUGUCGAAAAGUGCUACGCGAAGCGCAUACAUUGCAUAG
This is a messenger RNA of Clonostachys solani, 7020 nucleotides long. Lineage: Eukaryota; Fungi; Ascomycota; Sordariomycetes; Hypocreales; Bionectriaceae. The record is from the annotation of a GenBank genome assembly.